Molecule: messenger RNA, 558 nt
Organism: Penicillium canescens
Lineage: Eukaryota; Fungi; Ascomycota; Eurotiomycetes; Eurotiales; Aspergillaceae
Product: carboxymuconolactone decarboxylase family protein
Exons: 1
Coding region: 1-558 (185 amino acids)
Molecular function (GO): peroxiredoxin activity
Source: RefSeq, a predicted model, not a curated record
AUGCGUCUCCCCUACGUCCCAAACCCCCCACCAACAGAAACAGAAGACGAAGCCCGCAUCCUAGCAAGCGUACAAGCCCGCCGAGCUCCAAACCCCCUCCUCCCGCUAGACCUAGCCCUCCUCCACUCCUACCCGGUAACAGAAGGGUGGAACUCCUUCAUCGGCGCAAUCCGCACCCGAACAAGUCUCUCAACCGUGAUCCGCGAACUAGCAAUCUGCCGUGUCGCAGUAGUCAACGGCGCAUUAUUCGAAUGGGAACAACAUGCGCCGCUACUGCAGCAGGGCGGGCUGAGCGAGGAGGCAUUGAAUAUCGUUGGGGAUGCGCAAGCUGAUUUCAAGGAUGGGAAUUCGGUUUCAAAUAUGAAUGCUGAACAGAGGGCGGUCUUGAGGUAUACCGAUGCAAUGACUAAGACUGUUGCUGUGCCUGAUGAUGUUUUUGAAGAGCUUAGAGCUUGUUUUGAUGAGAAAGAGGUUGUAGAGAUUACGGCUACUGUUGCUGCUUAUAAUUGUGUCAGUCGGUUUUUGGUCGCUCUUGAUGUUGGGGAGAAAAAUCAUUGA